GUAAGCGAGUUCUUAGGUCAUCAAUAUGACAGCGAGGAUUUUGAAGCAAAUUCCAUUUUCAACAUUAUUAUUCACUCAAUCCUAACGAUGACAGCAACGCUGGGGAAUGGAAUGAUUAUCGUUGCCAUCUUGAGAUCCCAGAAUCUACGAACGCCAUCCUACUUACUGAUAACAAGUUUAGCCUUCACUGAUCUCCUGGUUGGUUUAUUGUUUCAUCCUCUGGAUAUUUCAAUUGGUGUUUUAUACCUGCAGGACAACGUCCAAAGUGUAUGUGAUGCCAUGAGAGUGUUUAUUUUYGUUACUACUUUCCUUGGAACACUUUCAGUUGCGAUGGUCACAUGUAUCAGUAUAGACAGAUACUUGGCGCUUACUCUAAGACAUCGAUACACCAUUAUUGUCACCAAGAAACGAGUCCGCUUAUUGAUUGUAGGCCUAUGGAUCUUUUUCUUGCUCUUUUCAUUCGCUACUCGACUGGAAGAUACAUACGUCAUCUUUCACAUUAGCGCCUUCUCGAUAUCGUUUUUCCUUUUGUCAACAACCUGUGUUUUCUACAUCAAGUCUUUCAGAGCUCUUCAUCUUUACACAGUCCAAGUUCACGCCCAACAACCAAACCCGUUGUUUGAWGUUGUCAGAUACAAGAAAACUUUGAAGACAAUGCUCGCGGUACUAGCAUGUCUUCUACUCUGCUACGUACYAGCUGUUUGUAUUGUCGUAGUUCGACUCACAUUUGGUAUUAGUAAAGAAUCAGUGAUUCUCUCUUCGAUACUCGUAAGUUUUCUGGGUCUUAACUCAAGUAUCAAUCCAAUUAUUUAUUUAGUUCGUUUCGCAGAUAUUCGAAGCGCUUGUCGUCAAAUGUUAAGAGACCUGAUACAAUGAAAUGACUAUUUGCGCCGCUUGAAUCCGACAAUCACGUACUAUAAACCUGAAAUAGUGAAAUAAAGU
Actinia tenebrosa (Australian red waratah sea anemone) is the source of this 942-nucleotide messenger RNA. RefSeq names its product histamine H2 receptor-like. Gene Ontology annotation, cellular component: membrane. The record is from RefSeq and is a predicted model, not a curated record. Gene Ontology annotation, molecular function: G protein-coupled receptor activity. NCBI's taxonomy places the organism in Eukaryota, Metazoa, Cnidaria, Anthozoa, Actiniaria, Actiniidae. Gene Ontology annotation, biological process: G protein-coupled receptor signaling pathway.